Peromyscus leucopus (white-footed mouse) is the source of this 1454-nucleotide messenger RNA. RefSeq names its product somatostatin receptor 5 (gene Sstr5). Gene Ontology annotation, cellular component: neuron projection; membrane. Gene Ontology annotation, biological process: regulation of insulin secretion; neuropeptide signaling pathway; cellular response to glucocorticoid stimulus. NCBI's taxonomy places the organism in Eukaryota, Metazoa, Chordata, Mammalia, Rodentia, Cricetidae. Gene Ontology annotation, molecular function: neuropeptide binding; somatostatin receptor activity. The record is from RefSeq and is a predicted model, not a curated record. Bases 208 to 1296 code for a protein of 362 amino acids. The transcript is spliced from 2 exons.
CCCCCUCCAUCUCCUCUACCCUCUCCCUCCCCCUAGCCUGAGGGCGGGCGCCGACCUCCUACUGCAAUCGAGUGAGCGCAAUGCUCUUGGAGUCCGAGGGCGCUGCCCGCUUGCGAAGUGCUGCCGCCGUGCCUGCCGUCUCCGGCUUGGGCACUCUGUCCCGCACAGAGACACGCAGGGGAUGGUGACUGGCCUGAAGCUGGCAGCAUGGAGCCCCUCUUUCCAGCUUCCACACCCAGCUGGAAUGCCUCGGCUGCUUCCAGUGGUAACCGUAACUGGUCACUGGUGGGCCCAGCAUCAUCGAUGGGAGCUCCGGGGAUACUAGUGCCUGUGCUCUACUUAUUGGUGUGCACGGUGGGGCUGGGGGGAAACACACUGGUCAUCUAUGUGGUGCUGCGGCAUGCCAAGAUGAAGACAGUUACGAACGUAUACAUCCUGAACCUGGCUGUGGCCGACGUAUUGUUCAUGUUGGGGCUUCCCUUCCUGGCUACACAGAACGCCAUCUCCUACUGGCCCUUUGGCUCCUUCCUAUGCCGCCUGGUCAUGACGCUGGACGGCAUCAACCAGUUCACCAGCAUCUUCUGCCUGAUGGUCAUGAGUGUUGACCGCUACCUGGCUGUGGUCCACCCUCUCCGCUCAGCCCGGUGGCGUCGCCCACGGGUAGCCAAGCUGGCUAGCGCUGCUGUCUGGGUCUUCUCACUGCUCAUGUCUCUGCCCCUCUUGGUCUUCGCAGAUGUCCAGGAGGGCUGGGGCACCUGCAACCUGAUCUGGCCGGAGCCUGUGCAACUGUGGGGUGCAGCCUUCAUCACCUACACGUCUGUGCUGGGCUUCUUUGGGCCCCUGCUGGUCAUCUGCCUGUGCUACCUGCUCAUUGUGGUGAAGGUGAAGGCCGCCGGUGUGCGCGUGGGCUCCUCCCGGCGACGGCGCUCAGAGCGCAAGGUGACUCGUAUGGUGGUGGUGGUGGUGCUGGUGUUCGUGGGCUGCUGGCUGCCUUUCUUCAUUGUCAACAUCGUCAACCUGGCCUUCACGCUGCCUGAGGAGCCCGUCUCCGCUGGCCUCUACUUCUUCGUGGUGGUCUUGUCUUACGCCAACAGCUGUGCCAACCCCCUGCUCUAUGGCUUUCUCUCUGAUAACUUCCGCCAGAGCUUCCGGAAGGUUCUGUGCCUACGUAGAGGAUACGGGAUGGAGGAUGCAGAUGUCGUAGAACCACAGCCGGACAAGAGUGGGCGGCCGCAGGCCACACUGCCCACACGCAGUUGUGAGGCCAAUGGACUCAUGCAGACCAGCAGGCUUUGAGUGCCCCCCCCCCCCCGAAGCACCCUGGUCCUGCCAGGCCACUCUGAUGUCGCCCUCUGGGAUGUGAGUGUGCCGACAUGCUCUUGUGCCCGAGUCUGCAAGCUGGACUCCUCUUGGUAGCAGUGUGAAGGCAGCUGCCUGGGGCUAAGCCAAGGGUG